GGAAAUAUAUUCAGUAUGCUUUCCGAAUUGUUCAUUAUCUGUACCUUGCCUUUGUGGGUAAUAGCUUUCAAUAACGGCACCAACGUGGAGCCUACUUUCGUUCCAAAAUGCAAUCCGCUAAUUCAGUGCGAUGCAUAUUUUUCUGUGGCGGGUUUCGCCGAGGUAAACUGGCUGGAAGCUAACUAUAUAUGCAAUAGAGUGGGCGCCGUUUUAGCAACUGUAAGAAAUGAGGAACAGCAUCAGCUACUGAUUCACUACGUACAUAGUAAAGAAAUUAUCUUUGGCAACAAAACUUUCUGGCUGGGUGCCACAAAUAUGGUGGAGCGCAGCUACUUCUGGACUUGGCUGAGCACUGGCAUCCCCGUGACUUACGCCCAGUGGGCCAAAGAUGAACCCAAGUCCGAUCGGACUGGCAAAGACGCUUGUUUGAUCCUAGGAUCAGACAAUUUGUGGCACAGUGCUCCAUGUGAUGGAAAACAGAACUUCAUCUGCGAAAAUGUUUGCCUACUGAAUUAUUCAUCGUUAGACAAAAAGGUAUAUAUCUGAAACGGUAUCUUGAGGUUCAAAAAUGGAUAUUUCAACUUAAAAAUAUUAACUAAACUAACUAUUAAAAAAAAUAAAGAGCUUCUAUAAAAGCAAGCCCAAACAGCAAAGAAAGCUUA
Molecule: messenger RNA, 662 nt
Organism: Drosophila suzukii
Lineage: Eukaryota; Metazoa; Arthropoda; Insecta; Diptera; Drosophilidae
Product: C-type lectin mosGCTL-7
Molecular function (GO): signaling receptor activity
Source: RefSeq, a predicted model, not a curated record